AUAUCGAAAUGGCCUCGCCUUCCCCUCCCACAGCGCCUUCUCGCUCCGUCUUCCUCGGCGUCGACGUCGGCACCGGCAGCGCUCGUGCAGGUCCUCUUCCGCCAUUCACAUCUUUUCUUUUCUUUUCGAUCUUUCUGUUGCAAUUGAUUCUAAAUUAUAUUGGUUUUGACUCAUUGGAUGCUUCACGACGUGCAUUUUCAAUUGUGCGGUUCUCUUGCGGUUCCUCUGUUUCAUCUGAUAAACACUGAUUCUUUGCUAAUGAAAUUGCCAUUUGGAGCAAGAAACACUUAAACGACGAUUCUUUGACUUCGAAAAAUUUAUCCAACUUGUGAUAUGGUCUAUUUGAUGAGAAAGGAAAACUUCUUGGCUCAUCUAGCAGCCCAAUACAGAUAUGGAAAGAUGGCGACUGUGUUGAGCAAUCCUCUACAGAUAUAUGGCUUGCAGUUUGUGCAGCUAUAAAAGCAGCUUGCUCUCAAGCUAAAGUUGCAUCAACAGAAGUAACGGGACUGGGAUUUGCAGCUACUUGUUCUCUUGUUGCAGUGGAUUCUGACGGAUCACCUGUUUCGGUUUCUUGGAGUGGUGAUUCAAGAAGAAAUGUGAUUGUAUGGAUGGAUCAUAGAGCUGUAGAACAAGCUAACAGGAUCAAUUCCUGUAACUCACCUGUAUUGGAGUACUGUGGUGGAGCUGUUUCACCUGAAAUGGAGCCACCAAAGCUUCUAUGGGUUAAAGAAAGAUUGCCAGAAUCUUGGUCAAUGGUUUUCAGAUGGAUGGACUUGAGUGAUUGGUUGUCAUACAGGGCAACUGGAGAUGAUACUCGCAGUCUGUGCACCACUGUUUGUAAAUGGACAUAUCUCGGUCAUGCACACAUGAAGCAUUUCAACGAUAAAGAUUCCCGAGAUAUGGAAGCUUGUGGGUGGGAUGAUGACUUCUGGGAGGAAAUUGGUUUGGGUGAUCUUGUUGAGGGACAUCAUGCUAAGAUAGGACGAAGUGUUGCUUUCCCUGGCCAUCCUUUGGGUUCUGGCCUUACUCCUACUGCAGCCAAGGAAUUGGGUCUGGUACCAGGAAUUCCUGUUGGGACAUCACUAAUUGAUGCUCAUGCUGGUGGUGUGGGAGUAAUUGAAAGCGUGCCACCAUCAGAAGCUGAAGAACAUGACAAGGAAGCAAUUUGCAGCCGAAUGGUGUUAGUGUGUGGAACUUCUACAUGCCAUAUGGCUGUAUCCCAGAGCAAAUUGUUCAUUCCUGGGGUUUGGGGGCCAUUUUGGUCAGCAAUGGUACCAGAAUAUUGGCUGACUGAAGGUGGACAGAGUGCUACUGGUGCGUUAUUGGAUCAUAUAAUUGAAAACCAUGCUGCUUCUCCACGCCUUGCAAAUCGAGCUGCUUCCCAAAAGAUUUCAGUUUUUGAGCUUUUGAAUAAGAUGUUGGAAACAAUGAUGAUUGAGCAGAACCAAUCCUUUGUUGCUGCCUUGACUGAUGAUGUACAUGUUCUUCCUGACUUCCAUGGGAAUAGAUCUCCCAUUGCAGACCCAAAAGCAAAAGGAGUUAUCUAUGGUUUGACACUUGACACAAGUGACAAACAGUUGGCUCUUCUAUACCUGGCAACUGUGCAGGGUAUUGCAUAUGGCACACGCCACAUUGUUGAGCACUGCAAUGCUCAUGGUCACAAAAUAAACACACUACUUGCAUGUGGUGGCCUUUCAAAGAACCCCAUCUUCAUUCAGGAACAUGCUGAUAUUAUUGGUUGCCCAAUAAUUCUUCCAAGGGAAAGUGAAUCUGUGCUCUUGGGUGCUGCUAUUCUGGGUGCUGUUGCUUCAAGGAAAUAUCAUAGCCUUAGAGAGGCCGUGAAAGCCCUGAAUGCUACUGGCCAGGUCAUUCAUCCGUCUGACGAUCCAAAGGUCAAAAAGUAUCAUGAUACUAAAUACAAGAUCUUCCGUAGCCUUUAUGAACAGCAGCUCUCUUAUCGUUCCAUGAUGGCCCAAGCCUUGGCAUAACUUUGCAGUAUGUUUGGAUUCAAAUUAUCAAUUGCAAUAAGAUGCUUUUUGCUAAACCUCUAUAUGCAUGUGCGGCCUUGAGGACGAGAGAUGUUGGAAUGAAGAAGGAAAUUAUGGCCAGCAUAUUACCAGUUUGAUGAAUAUAUGUUUUCAAGGUUAUGUUUUUUGGUGGUGAGUUCGACAUUGAAAAAUUCAUUUAUGUUGGGGAAAAUAAUCAUCAAUACCGAGGUGAAAAAUUAUUUUAGAAGUUUUAUGUACAGGCUCACUGGCACCUUAUUUUUUACAACGCCUCAUGUCAGAAUCAAAUUGGCAGCUGAUAGCACACUGUAAAAAAUUAGAUCACAUUAUUAUUCUAAGAAAUGUACUUUUUCAGAUUUGAAC
Molecule: messenger RNA, 2369 nt
Organism: Abrus precatorius (Indian licorice)
Lineage: Eukaryota; Viridiplantae; Streptophyta; Magnoliopsida; Fabales; Fabaceae
Product: FGGY carbohydrate kinase domain-containing protein
Exons: 15
Coding region: 609-1988 (459 amino acids)
Biological process (GO): carbohydrate metabolic process
Molecular function (GO): kinase activity; phosphotransferase activity, alcohol group as acceptor
Source: RefSeq, a predicted model, not a curated record